Sabethes cyaneus is the source of this 1278-nucleotide messenger RNA. It is a transcript of the gene Rpn9, whose product is annotated as 26S proteasome non-ATPase regulatory subunit 13. Gene Ontology annotation, cellular component: proteasome regulatory particle, lid subcomplex; nucleus; cytosol. The record is from RefSeq and is a predicted model, not a curated record. NCBI's taxonomy places the organism in Eukaryota, Metazoa, Arthropoda, Insecta, Diptera, Culicidae. Gene Ontology annotation, molecular function: structural molecule activity. Gene Ontology annotation, biological process: ubiquitin-dependent protein catabolic process. The transcript is spliced from 5 exons. The coding region runs from base 90 to 1232 and encodes 380 amino acids.
ACACAUUUUGAAAGCGUUUAGUGAAUUUAUUUCAAAUAAUUAAGCUAUAUUUCUCUAUCUGAGUGGAGUCAAACUCGAAAACAAGCAUUAUGUCGACUGCGAACGUCGCAAGCUAUCUGGCAGAGCAGAAGAAAACCACUGAUAAAGAUUUGGCCGCCGAAUGGACUCAAAUUGAAGAGCUGUACAAUGAGAAGCUGUGGAACGAAUUAACCAUUAAACUAAAUAGUUUCGUAAAGAAUCCAGCUUUGCAGAAUGAAGAAGCUCUGCUAGCUUUGUAUCACAACUUUAUCACUUCCUUUGAGACGAAAAUUAACCCGUAUGGUUUGGUAGAAAUUUUGACUGUCGUAAUUUCGUUCAUAGCGGACAAAAAGGAAGCCGUCAAUUUCCUGGAGAAGCUAAAGGAAAAAGUUAAGGUGUGCGACGAAGCACUGUGGAUGUGCAAGGUACUCCAGGGCCAGAUUUAUUUGGAGCACCUAAACGAGCUGGACGAAACGAAAAAGAUAAUCGAGGAUCUGAAAGACAUUCUCGAAGAGGCCGGUAAUGUAACCCCGGUGCACGGCAAGUACUACAUGCUAGCGGCUAACUAUUACCGACUGGUUGGACAGCAUAGCGACUACUACCGAUGUGGUCUUCAAUUUUUGGGUUGCUCUAUGGACUCCUACCCGAAGGACCAGUGGCCCCAACAAGCGUUUUUCCUAGGUUUAGCAGCCUUGCUGGGCGAGGGUAUUUACAACAUAGGCGAAUUGUUGGCUCAUCCCAUUCUGGAAUCGCUAAACGGAACCGAAAAUGAGUGGUUAGUGGAAUUACUGCGUGCAUUCAACUUUGGCGAUAUCGCCAAGUUCGAACAGAUGAAACCUAAAUGGUGUACCAUCGCUGAUUUGGCCGCCCAAGAGGUAAAAUUGCGCCAAAAAAUAUCCCUGCUGUGUCUCAUGGAGAUGACUUUCAAACGACCCGCCAAUAAGCGCACCAUUAGCUUCGAGGAGAUUGCCACAGAAGCUAAACUUCCUAUUAAAGAGGUGGAGAUUCUAAUUAUGAAGGCACUGGCUCAGGGUUUGGUUAGGGGUGCAAUCGAUGAAGUAGCCGGGGUAGUUAAUAUGACCUGGGUUCAGCCCAGAGUGCUGGAUCGGAAGCAGGUUGCAGCUAUGGCUGGAACCCUCGACACAUGGAUGUCAUCGAUCACUUCCAUGGAACAGCUGAUCGAAAGCCGGGCGAGUGAGAUUCUCACGAAUUAAACUGCUAAUGUAGAUUUUUUUCUUUUGAAUAAGAAACAUUUUUGAG